GGUAUACUGUAGUAAUUUAGAUUAACCAUGAAUUUUCCCCAAAUCCCACACCUCCACUACCGAAAUUUCCCCCUUCCGACCACCGCCCCCAUUAAAUUCCACCUCUCCCCGUUCAAUUCCACCUACUCCCCUCAAUCAGCCACCAAAUCAUCAUCCUCCGACGACGGAAUCCCAGUUGAGCACGUCAAAACCCUAGUAAAAUUCAAAUCGCGCCACAACUACAUCCGAGUCAUCCAAGUCUCCCGGGCGGCGGACCACCCUCUCGCCGGCUCCCGCCUCCUCCUCCUCGACGCCCCUGGAAACAUCCACAGCAUCUCCUACCUCUUCAAAUCCCUAACUAAUGCCUACUUCGACGUCUUCGCCACUCUCCCCCCACUCCUCCCGCCUGGUCCAAUUGGAAUCCUAGGCUUCGGAGCCGGAUCCGCCGCCCGAAUCAUCCUCGAACUCCACCCCGACGCCGCCAUCCACGCCUGGGAGCUCGAUCCCUCUGUCCUCGCCGUCGCCCGAGAGUACUUCGGCCUCGACAAGCUCGAGAAGAAAUAUUCGGAGCGGCUGAAGAUCUACACGGGAAACGCGCUGAAUGCCGGCGAGAAGGAGAAAUUCGCUGGGAUUCUGAUCGAUCUGUUCAGCAAAGGCUGCGUGAUUCCGGAAUUGCAGGAUGCGGAGACGUGGGAGAAGCUGAGGAGGAGUUUGAGGAAGGGUGGGAGGAUGAUGGUGAAUGUGGGCGGGAGCUGCGUGGAGCCGGAGGAUAUACGGAGAGAUGGGAAGGUUAUAAUGGAGGAGACGUUGAGGGCGAUGCACGAGGUCUUUGGGCGCGAGGUUGACGUGCUCAGCCUCGACAAUCGAAAGGAUGAUAGUGCGGUUGCGAUGACGGGAGGAAUGCCGGACGCCGACGAGUGGAGGAAGAAGCUGCCGCGGCCGUUAAAGUUCUAUGUUGAUAUGUGGAAGCCUUAUGGAAAUGCAUGUUAGGUGUUUGUUGAUUUGCUUCAACUAAUUUUUGAUUUUGUGCUAAUUAAAAAUACUCCCUCCGAUGCAAAAGGAAGAUAGACAUUUUCUUUGGAGGCCAAGCAAUUUUAUAUGGACAGAAAUAUAUAUAAAAAAGAAUAACGUAAAA
This is a messenger RNA of Salvia splendens (bonfire salvia), 1114 nucleotides long. RefSeq names its product S-adenosyl-L-methionine-dependent methyltransferases superfamily protein. The record is from RefSeq and is a predicted model, not a curated record. Gene Ontology annotation, biological process: polyamine biosynthetic process. Bases 28 to 969 code for a protein of 313 amino acids. NCBI's taxonomy places the organism in Eukaryota, Viridiplantae, Streptophyta, Magnoliopsida, Lamiales, Lamiaceae. The transcript has a single exon. Gene Ontology annotation, molecular function: thermospermine synthase activity.